GAUAAGUUGAGCAAGCUAUACUAACACAGCUCAACUUAUCUCGUUCCUUCCACACGCACGUCUAUCCUCAUAUCCGAAAAAACGAACGCUUUCUCCUUCGCCACCAAUCACCGUACAGGCGUGGUACGUUCAGAACAAUGGGAAUUCUGAAUAUCUCUCACUCAAAGAACACAACAUCAACCUCAGCAGUUGUGUUUCCUGAUGCCCGCUCAUGAUGACCACUGAGCCUGCCAGCGUGGAGAGCCUUUGCGUGCUCUUUCAGAGCGACGACUACAUAGUGGUGGACAAGCACUGGGACAUCCGCAUUGACAGCAAGAUGUGGUAUGAAACACACACGCUCCAAGCACAACUUCGACAUCGCUUCCCUCACCUGGCGGACCCCAGCACAUUUUAUGGAUUCAGGUUCUGUCACCAGUUAGAUUUCUCCACCAGUGGCGUCCUCUGUGUUGCCCUCAAUAAAGCUGCUGCUGGCCAGGCAUACCGUCGCUUCAAGGAUCGCACUGUCACCAAGGCCUACGUUGCUCUGAUUCGUGGCUGGGUGGAAAAAGAGACUCAAACUCUGGACUUUUCCAUUGGCAAGAACACCUCAGAGGGCAAAACACAUAUGAUGUGUAUUGAGGGAACAGACGGUUGUGAGAAUGCCAAAACGUGCCAGACUGAGCUGACCGUGUUAGAGUAUGGCCUUUAUGAUGGAGACCCUGUCACCAAGGUCCUGCUACAGCCUCUCACAGGCCGAACCCACCAGUUGAGGGUCCACUGCAGCGCCGUAGGACACCCUAUCGUCGGGGACUUCACCUACAGCUCAGGAGCAGACCACGCCCCGUUCCGCAUGAUGCUGCACGCCCACCUCCUCCACAUCCCCCUGGACCCAGAACCCCUGCUUGUGUGUGCGAGAGACCCCUUUCUCCCAUCCGUGGACCUCAGGUGGCUCCCGCAGCGCACGUUACGGCCCCUGAAGGCCACCGUUGACGCCCUACUGGAGCACAGGCUGGAGGAGCAGAGACGAGCUAAAGAGCAGGAGAGACAGCGAGAAGCGAGACAGAAGGAGAGGAGGAGAAACCACAGCAGGAAACAGGAGAGUGAAGAGCAGAGGAGGCAGUGUGAGGAGUGGCUAAAAGAAAGGGCUGGGGAUUAAUUCAGUAUUAGUCAAGAUGAAUUACUCAUCUUUGUGACCCAAUUGAUGACAAACUGUAUAGAAAAUGGAUGGAUAUUAAGCAUUGAUAUAUUCUAAUAUUAAUGCAUUUUACUCGUCUAUUUGUUAUUUAUUGCUGUGCACGUUAAAUCCAAAAAGUGAACUUUUUCCAGCACAAUGUGAUGUGCAAUGACAUUUCCAGUCCAGAAAAUUUGCCAAAACACGCUGCCGUCCUGUUUUGCCUGUGCUCGUACUUGCCAACCCUCACGAAUUUUCCGGGAGACUCACGAAUUUCAGUGCCUCUCCCGAAAAUCUCCCGGGACAACCAUUCUUCCGAAAAUCUCCCGAUUUCCAGCCGGACAACUCCUUCUUCUUUCUUCUAUGGAGUUUAUUGGCGGUUGGCAAACCAACAAAGGUGCAUUACCGCCACCUACUGGACUGGAGUGUGGGACUGUAAAUUGGGAUUCAAAAUAAAUACAAAUAAUAAUUAACAAAAUAAAUAAUAAGAAAAUAAAAAAUAAAAUAAAGAAAUAAAGAAACAAAACAACUAAAUAGGGAACUUAAAUCCUCUCCAUUAGGCCUGUGUCUAUCAGAUAUGCCAUAAGAUGCUUGAGCAUAGCUUCUGCCUCUGCUCCUAGCAGGUUCCCAACACUUAAUAUCAUCCUGGAUUCCUCUGCCGCUGCUGUUAGCGUCCUCCUUUCCUCCUCAUACCCUCUACAUUCUAACAACACAUGCUGGACACUUUCAUCCUGCCCACAUUGGUCACAUCUGCCAUCAGGGUGUUUUCCUAUCCUGUGUAGUGAACUAUUCAGUCCUGUGUGCCCUAUCCUAAGUCGUGUGAUCACUGCUUCUUCCCUCCGGCUCCUGCCCCUCCUCCUUCCCAACCCAACGUGUUUCUGUAUGUUGUAAAGGUGUCUUCCCGUGUCUUGGAUGUCCCAAUAUUCUUGCCACACUUUACCCACAUGUUUCUUGAUUAUUGAUUUACCUUCUUCCCUACAUAACGGUAUGUCCAUAUCUACAGUGUGUGAUCUGAGUGAUUGUUUGGCCAGAAUAUCCACUCCCUCAUUCCCUUCUAUCCCUACAUGGGCAGGAACCCAGAUGAAGCAAACAGCUAAUCCCCUCUUAUUCAUUCUGUGCAGUUGAUUAUGUAUUUUGAAAAUGAGAUCUUGCCUACAUGACUUCAUGGUUUUGAUGCUUGUAAGUGCUGCCCAACUGUCUGAUGCUAUUAGUGUAUUUUUAUGGUUAUUUCCUUCUAUCCAUUCCAACCCUAAAAUGAUAGCUGCAAGCUCAACUGUGAAUACUGAUAGAUGGUCUGUGGUUCUUUUCUUGAUGUGUAUCUUGUAUUGUGGAAUGAAAACUGCAGCUCCUGUUCUUCCAGUAUCAGGGUCUUUUGACCCAUCAGUAAAAAUCAGCGUUUUGUCUGAGAAAUGUUUUUCCAAAUAGCCUUCGGCUACCCCUCCCGCAGAGGCCUGCCUAUUCCUUUUCUUUAAUUGUUGCUGUAUUUCAAAAUGUAUUGUCGGUUCUAUGAACAACCAGGGAGGAGUACAUGAGUAUGGGACUGUCGGACUGAAUAGAAUAUGACCUAAACCGGCUUGUACUGCCUUUACAUUUCCUAUCCACCCAAAACUCAUAAAAUGUGACUCAUUAUGCUCCCAACAGUCCUCUAGGAUGGCUUUAGCAGGAUGUGAAACACUAUGCCCUUGGAGAUUGACCCAGUACGCUAACAGCAGUUUCAGUCUCCUGAUCCCUAAUGGUUGUUCCCCCAUUUCUACCUGUAUGGCUGCUACUGGAGAGGAUUUAAAUGCCCCACUGCAUAUUCUCAGAAGUGAAGUGAAGUGAAUUAUAUUUAUAUAGCGCUUUUUCUCUAGUGACUCAAAGCGCUUUACAUAGUGAAACCCAAUAUCUAAGUUACAUUUAAACCAGAGUGGGUGGCACUGGGAGCAGGUGGGUAAAGUGUCUUGCCCAAGGACACAACAGCAGUGACUAGGAUGGCGGAAGCGGGGACCCUGUGUCUGCUGCACAUCCAGCUUUUUCAGGUGGCUGUCUGCUGCUGCUAGAUAGCCUAUGCCCCCAUAGUCUAGCGUUGCUCUCAUGAUGGCCUGAUAUAUAUUCAGCAGUGACGCUCUAGUUGCACCCCAGUGUCUUCCUGAAAGGCAUCUUAAGAGAUUGUUGACUCUUUUACAUUUAUCCCUCACUUUGUCAAUAUGCUGCCGCCAAGUCAGCUUUUCAUCCAUCCACAUUCCAAGCAGUCUAACGACACUAACCUGCUCAAUUUUUUGACCAUAUAUUUUCAAGGAAACCUCUUUGUGACGUCUAGAGAAGCAAAUCCCUUGCGUCUUUGCGAUAGAAAACUUAAAACCCCAUUCAUCUGCCCACUGCUCCACCGUCCUAAUUGCUGCCUGCAAUUUCUUCUGAAUAUAUGCAAGAUUCCGCCCCCUUAUCCAUAAUGCCCCGUCAUCCGCAUACAAUGACUUCCCUAUACCUCGCUCCACUUGCUCAAAAAUAUCAUUGAUCAUGACAUUAAACAGGAUUGGACUGCAGACACUUCCCUGUGGUAUUCCAUUCUCAACUUGAUAUAUUUUAGAAUAUUCUGUACCCACUUUCACUUCUAUUGUUCUUCCAACCAUAAAAUCUAACACCCAGUUGUACAGUUUUCCAUUUACACCUAAUUUUUUGAGUUUGAUGAGUAGUCCCUCCUUCCAUAACAUAUCGUAUGCUUUCUCAACAUCAAACAUUACCGCCACCACCAUUUCUCUGUUGGUCUGGGCUUUCCUAAUUUCUGACUCUAAACAUAAGACACUAUCCAUUGUCCCUCUUCCCCUGCGAAAUCCACUUUGAUAGUUUGAGAGAAGGUUUCUACUCUCAAGAAAAUGUGACAGUCUCUCUGUCACCAACCGUUCCAUAGUUUUCCCUAAAUGUGAUGUUAAAGCAAUGGGUCUAUAGCUAGAGGGAUUUGAUGAGUCUUUACCUGGUUUUAAUAUUGGUACUAUAACUGAUUGCUUCCAUGUCGACGGGAGUUUACCUGUGUCCCAUAUGUUAUUAAAUAGCCUUAACACUGCUUCAAGUGCACUAUCCGUCAUAUGAGCUAACAUACUGUAGCAUACACCAUCUUUCCCUGGUGAAGUUUGUCGUGCGUUUAAAACUGCUCUCCUCAGCUCAAAUAGAGUAAACGGUAAGUCCAGGUCUUCUCCUGACAAUAUGCUUCUUCUUUCUGUACCUCCUAUAUUUUGUGCAAGGGUGUUGUCUCUACACUGCUUAGCUUUAACAGAUAAAUUUUCUGAGCUGUGAACCUUCACAAAUGUCUUUGCUAGGAGUUCUGCCUUUUCUACAGUACUUAUUGCUGUUGUAUUAUUGCUAUGCAUCACUGGUAUCUCAAAGUUACUUUUUAUGCCGCUCAUUUUCCUAAUCGUUCCCCACACUUCUGCCAGCUGUGUUUCUCUCCCAAUUUUAUUGCAGUAUUGUCUCCAGUAUGUCCGUUUUGCUGAUCUUAUUGUUUUCCGAACUACUGCCUGUGCUCUUUUGUAUUGUAUCAAUGUGUCUAGCGUGUGGUGAACUUUCAACUGUCUGAAUGCUCUAUUUCUCAUUUUUAUUGCUUUGCUACAAUUGUCCUCCCACCAUGGCACACUCUUUUUCCGCUUGCUUCCUCUACUCUUUGAAAUAGUUUCUUCUGCUGUCUGUAUCAUUGCCGUUACCAAUUUUCCAUUCAUUUCUUCUAUAUUUGUUAUAUUCUCUCCCAGUAGCUCUACACACCUGCCUUCACUUAUUUUUUGGAAUGCACCCCAAUCUGCCUUAUCCAACCUCCACCUUGGUGUCCUUGCUCCCCCCUCUUGAUGUAUUUCUAUUCCAAUCUUGACCAUUAUUGGAUAAUGAUCACUUCCUACUGUUGACUGAUUCAAUACUUCCCAAGUACUAACACCUGCAAUUAUAGUGGAUGUGAGCGUUAGAUCUAUUACACUCUCUGUAUUCUGUGAGCUAUUAUACCUUGUACCUCUUCCAUCAUUGAUACACACCAAACCCAUAUCAUCUAUAAACUCCUCUAUUAUUGACCCAUUUGCAUCUGUAUUAUUGCUCCCCCAUAAUGUGCUGUGCGCAUUAAAGUCCCCUAACCAUAUUACCUUCCCUUGUGUCGGCCCACUUGCAUCAUUCAAUAUAUCAGUACUUAGUCUAUUACAUGGGUUAUAGUAAUUUACUAUUGUAAUGCUACU
Molecule: messenger RNA, 5337 nt
Organism: Entelurus aequoreus (snake pipefish)
Lineage: Eukaryota; Metazoa; Chordata; Actinopteri; Syngnathiformes; Syngnathidae
Gene: rpusd1
Product: RNA pseudouridine synthase domain containing 1
Exons: 6
Coding region: 212-1135 (307 amino acids)
Biological process (GO): pseudouridine synthesis
Molecular function (GO): pseudouridine synthase activity; RNA binding
Source: RefSeq, a predicted model, not a curated record